CCUCGCAAACUCGGGGCUCCGGGCUUGACAGCAGAAUCGCAGGAGACUGGCUCCACCGAAGGAAGAUGAAUUGGUCAAAGCCGUGAAACCGGGUUUCUUGUUGCUAGUGGGAUCCAGAAAUGGGUUACCGAAGGAGUCUGAGUCUGCUUCCCUUACUGCUGCUCUCCUUUUCCUGCAGUGCCAGCGCUCGCCGCAGCCUGAAGACCAACCUGUGCAAGUGGUGCGACUCCACGUCUCCUGCCUGCGAGGAGAAGGUGUGCUACAGCAACUGCAACCUCAACUCCUACUGUGAGGACCCCUACGAGAUCUGUGUGGCCAUAUGGAGACAGGACAAUGAGAGCAUCAGGAUCAGCACACUCUGCCACAACCCCCACCGCCCCAUCGAGAACCUCAUGGUCCCCAACUACAACACCUCUCGCUGCAUCAUGGCCCCCCAGCCCAGCGAGGACGGGGUCAUGUACAUCUGCGGCUGCGUGGAUGAGCAGGAGUGCAACGACAAACUCAUCUUUGAAAACCACACCAACGGCUACUCCAUGCUGCAGAGCAAAGAGGUGAUCCCGGUGGCUGCCAUCAGCCUCCUGCCCCCGCUGCUGGUGGCGGUGAUGAUCACGGUGAUAUUUUACCUCUGCCGCACGCAGAAGCGGCGCAAGAGAGCCAAGGCGUGGGGUGGGAAACCGGGACAGCCCCCGGCGCUGCCGGAGCCAGGGAGGGCGACGGAGCGGGAGGAGAAGUUGUCCGUGCUGAUGGAUGAGAGCCCGGCCGGCGCCAGCCCCAGCUGCACCAGCAGCCGCCCCACGGAGCUGCUCCCCAUCGAGCUGGACGAGAUGGUGGGCAAAGGGCAGUUCGCGGAGGUGUGGAGGGCCAAGCUGAGCCACAGCCGCUCGGGGCAGUACGAGACGGUGGCCGUGAAGAUCUUCCCCUGCGAGGAGUACUCCUCCUGGAAGAACGAGAGCCAGAUCUUCACCGACACCAGCCUCAAGCACGACAGCGUCCUGCAGUUCCUCACUGCCGAGGACCGGGGCACAGGGCCCCGCCGGGAGUACUGGCUCAUCACCGCCUACCACAGCCGGGGCAACCUCAAGGACUACCUGUCCCGCCACGUCCUGAGCUACCGGGACAUCAAGAGCACAAAUGUCCUGGUGAAGAACGAGCAGGAGUGUGUGCUCUGCGACUUCGGCAUCGCCAUACGCCUCGACCCUUCCCUCACAGUGGACGACUUUGCCAACAGCGGGCAGGUAGGCACUGCCAGGUACAUGGCCCCAGAGGUCCUGGAGUCCAGGGUGAACCUGGAAGACCUGGAGUCUUUCAAGCAGAUGGAUGUCUACUCUAUGGCCCUUGUUUUGUGGGAAAUGGCCUCCAGAUGUGAAGUGGUAGGAGAGGUAAAGAAUUAUGAGCUGCCUUUUGGGUCGAAAGUCCAGGAGCAGCCCUGUGUGGACACCAUGAGGGACAUUGUGCUGCAUGGCAGAGGCCGACCCGAGAUCCCAAGCAGCUGGCUGGUGCAUCAGGGGAUGCGCUUUCUGUGCGACACCAUCACGGAGUGCUGGGACCACGACCCCGAGGCUCGGCUCACUGCCCACUGCGUGGCCGAGCGCUUCAACCUGAUGGCACAGAUGGACUGCGACGACAUCCUCAACAACAACACGGACAACGAGGCCAGCAAAACAGCUGCUCCAGGUGGGGAGCACCAGGACAGCGAUGGGAGCACGAAUAUGCAGUGACACAGCAGGCAAAAACCCUCAUAAUGAGGAACAAGAGGAUGAGGCAGAAGCAUUUAGCCCAUGAGGGGAAAAAGAAUCACCUCGCUGUGUUUUUCAAAAUGGAACUAAGAUCUAGUACAUAACUUAUUUAUAAGAUCUGUUUCCUCCCACAGAUACAGUGACCUGUGGAAUCAAUACUUUGGUUACAGUGCAACAUUAUAUAUGAACUGAUUUUGUACUUACUUUAAAUGUAUAAUGAUGCCAAAGCAUUCUUUUUAUUAUUUUUUAAAAUAAUAAUGUUUAAUCUUUUAUUAAUAAGCACCUGAA
Molecule: messenger RNA, 2024 nt
Organism: Manacus vitellinus (golden-collared manakin)
Lineage: Eukaryota; Metazoa; Chordata; Aves; Passeriformes; Pipridae
Product: TGF-beta receptor type-2
Biological process (GO): protein phosphorylation; heart development; transforming growth factor beta receptor signaling pathway
Cellular component (GO): signaling receptor complex; plasma membrane
Molecular function (GO): metal ion binding; activin receptor activity; SMAD binding
Source: RefSeq, a predicted model, not a curated record